Molecule: messenger RNA, 747 nt
Organism: Zasmidium cellare ATCC 36951
Lineage: Eukaryota; Fungi; Ascomycota; Dothideomycetes; Mycosphaerellales; Mycosphaerellaceae
Exons: 2
Coding region: 1-747 (248 amino acids)
Source: RefSeq, a predicted model, not a curated record
AUGAAUCAAGUUCAACCAGGCGCACCUACUGGACCCAGCGGCCGGCGGCCAUCACAGAUUCGGUGCGAUCGUGCUCCACAAGGAUGUCCUAACUUCCUAGAGCCCGAUGAUCGAUACAUUUGCAAGCCUUGCCGUGGUGACCCAGCUGGAGCCAGUACGCUUUCACUUGCAGUGCACGUGGCCACAGUCAACGCACUCCUGCAGCAGAACGAGAGAAAUCACCAAGCACAGCUCGCCGCAGCUCGCAAUGCUAGGACUCCUCCACGCCGAAUGGAAGGAGGACGAGAUCGCUCACGCUCCCCAGAUCGUCAACGCCGUCGCCCUGACCGAGAACGGCCGCCUCUUCCCACCCACACGCCUGGUAUACAGAGGCGUGCAGGACAAGCUGCUAUUGAGAGGCGGAACCCUGCUGUCAUGGAUGAGAGGCCUUGUCCUUGGUGCCUUGGCCACUAUCACCUUGCGGGGAACGCAGACUCCCAUCGUCUGAGAGACUGCAGCUUCUACAACGCAGCGAACCAUGAUGACAGAGAGAGAUUCGUCCUCGGUACUGCACAUAGAUUGCAAAGCCAAGGAAGAGUCAGAGAAGAGAGAACUGAGGGGAUGAGAGCCAGAUUGACGAGAGCUGGCGAGCAGAGAAUCGCAGAGAAUAGGGCUGGAGAGAUGAGAGCCGGGAAGAGAGAGCUAGGGCGGGAUCUGUUCGACAAGAGGAAACUAGAGCAGAGGAGGAUGCAGAAACUCUGGCUGUGA